AUGCCCGACUUCGCAGAUACUACAUCCACCAUGUCUCUUCAGUGGACGACUGUCGCCUUCAUCCUCUAUGCCGAAAUCGCCGUCAUCCUGAUAUUGCUGCUUCCCUGGAUCAGCCCGGCGCUCUGGAGUCGCUUCUUCCGCAGUGGCUUCGUCAACGCCAUACAACGGAAUGCAAACGUAGCUUUCUACGCGGGAGUGGUUGUUCUCUUCAUCCUCUUCGCCGACGCGGUCCGCGAGGUCCAGAAGUAUUCCCACGUCGAUGUUGAUCUGAAUGUGGUCCGACAUGCUGAGGCCGACACCGUCGUCCACAUGCGACUUUUCCGUGCCCAGCGCAAUUUCUACAUCUCUGGAAUGGCCCUUCUUCUCUUCCUCGUCAUCAAGCGUAUCGCCGGUCUUUUGAUGCGUGGAGCCCAGCUUCAAGCUUCUGCUGAAGCUGCCCUCCGCCAGGCCGACAGCGCCACCAAGACUGCCCGCACUCUGAUGGAUGCUGAUGAUUCCGGCGAGGAAAACAAGCAGAAGAAGGAGGCUGCCCGCAAGAUCGACGAGCUCAGCAAGGAAUUGAAGAAAGCUCAUGAUGACCGUGAUGCCGUCAAGAAACAGGCUGAGGGUCUUCAAAAGGAAUACGACCGGGUUUGCGACUUGUUGGCCGAGGCCGAGAAGGAGCAGGAGGAAACCAAGAAAGAUCUA
Mesorhabditis spiculigera is the source of this 687-nucleotide messenger RNA. The record is from the annotation of a GenBank genome assembly. NCBI's taxonomy places the organism in Eukaryota, Metazoa, Nematoda, Chromadorea, Rhabditida, Rhabditidae.